CAAGCUGAUGUAAGUCUUUUGAAACGGGAACUGCACGGAGCAAGGAAAGAUAGGUAGUGAGUGAGUGGUGAAUUCAGACCAACAAAACUUGCAGUUAAUACUUACAAGCAAAACAAUCAUGUCUGGAGACGAGAUGAUUUUUGACCCCAACAUGACCAAGAAGAAGAAGAAGAAGAAGAAGCCCUUCAUGCUGGAUGAGGAGGGGGGAGAGAUGCCCAGUGAGGACACCCAGCCAGCUGAGGCCAAGGAGGCCGAGCCCGAGGCAGUGGAGGAGGAUUUCGAUGCAGACGAGGAUGACAGCAGAAAGAAAGAAGCAUCGUAUGAUCUGGAUGACUUGAUCUUUUUCAAUCAGAAGAAGAAGAAGAAGAAAAGUAAAAAGAUAUUUGACGAUGAAGGAGAGCAAAGCUUGGUGGUCGGUGUGAUGGAUAUUAAAAUCGAGGGAGAGCAGACGGAAGCUGUAGAUGAUGAUAAUGACCUUGACUUGAUGCUGCCCGACAAGAAGAGGAAACCCAGGAAAGUUGUGUUUCAAGACGAGGGUGAAACGCAGGACAGAGAAGCACUGGAUGAUGAUGAAGAAGGGAAGAAUAACGAUGGCAUCACGUUCGUUUCUCAGUCUGGACCUGCCUGGGCUGGCACCGAGCGAGACUACACCUAUGAUGAGCUAUUGUAUCGAGUGUUUAAUAUCAUGAGAGAAAAAAACCCGGACAUGGUCGCAGGAGAAAAGAGGAAGUUCGUCAUGAAACCACCCCAGGUGGUCAGAGUGGGAACUAAGAAAACUUCAUUCGUCAACUUCACAGAUAUCUGCAAACUGUUACAUCGUCAGCCGAAGCAUCUCCUGGCGUUUUUAUUGGCUGAGUUGGGUACAAGUGGCUCUAUAGACGGCAACAACCAGCUUGUCAUCAAGGGAAGGUUCCAACAGAAACAGAUCGAGAACGUCUUGAGAAGAUACAUCAAGGAGUAUGUGACCUGCCACACUUGCCGGUCUCCAGAUACCAUCCUGCAGAAAGACACCCGUCUGUAUUUCCUGCAGUGCGAGACGUGCCACUCGCGCUGCUCUGUGGCCAGCAUCAAGACUGGCUUCCAGGCUGUCACGGGCAAGAGAGCUCAGCUCCGCGCCAAGGCCAACUAGCCCUCUAACGAACUGGAUCCCUUCAUCAUGUGAGGGGGUGGCAAAGGCACAGGAGUGACCAGGGUGGACUAUUUUACAAACUGUGGGUGGGUUUUAAGCAGCUUAAAGAGCAUGGCAACUGACAAAGGCAAGCAGAUUCAAGGAUUGUGGCUUAUUCUGUGAAGUGCUCCCCAUAGUUCAUUGUGUUAUUUCAUCAUCAUCUUUCCAUCCUGCUUGCAAGGAGUUUUUUUUUUUUUUUUUUUAAUUGGGUGAACUUGAAUUAUAAUACCUAGCAUUCUUUUUUUUCUUACUUGCCUAUUACCCCUAAUAAAACUGAGAAAAAACAACA
Polyodon spathula (Mississippi paddlefish) is the source of this 1457-nucleotide messenger RNA. Its product is annotated as eukaryotic translation initiation factor 2 subunit 2-like. Gene Ontology annotation, molecular function: mRNA binding; translation initiation factor binding; translation initiation factor activity. The record is from RefSeq and is a predicted model, not a curated record. Bases 119 to 1129 code for a protein of 336 amino acids. The transcript is spliced from 9 exons. Lineage: Eukaryota; Metazoa; Chordata; Actinopteri; Acipenseriformes; Polyodontidae. Gene Ontology annotation, biological process: formation of translation preinitiation complex; formation of cytoplasmic translation initiation complex; translational initiation. Gene Ontology annotation, cellular component: eukaryotic translation initiation factor 2 complex.